AUGCAGUCAAAUCGGAGUGGCCGUGGCUCUGGAAAGGCUGCCGACGUCAGCUUCGAGAAUGCCCAGUUCCUCAUCCCCACCCGUCACACGGCCACGUCGACAUGGCUGCUGUCACUCCCAGCCAUCCAGUCUGUCAUCGGAGAUUAUCCAAGGACCUACUUCCACGAGCUCGAGGAGAGCACACCGCUCCCCCGUCCCCUGGACCUCGUCAACCCCGAGCCCAUCAGCUGGCCCUUGUUCGCGCCAGGGCUACUGCAGGAGCUCGCUGACAGGUUGAUAAACAGGGUACACAGCUCUUUAUAUUCUCCCGAUAGCAUCGAUGUCACCGUGCUUUCGGAGACGGUGCCGGCUGCCGCCAACCCAAACCUCAACAGGCUUGUUGCCAUCAGCUCCGAACUGAACCGGCAACUCGAACAGUACUAUAUCUCGAUACCUAUAACACCGCCUAUAAUGGCCGACCCAGUCUCCAACGACAGGAGGCGCAUACUAAGCCUACGAACAAUCAUAGAGAAGUGCCACAUUUGCAUCCAGUCAUGUGACGCGUUCCUGCGGGGGGCUGUUGAUGUCUUGGACAAGCGGUCUCCCUACCUGUGGUCGAUUUCGGACGGGGCAUUGGCAUGCUUCAUUGUGCUUUUCCUGGCGAGCCAAUCUCCAUAUCUCCGGCACCUGACGCCUGACGUUACAGGCCUGGCGGACGUGGUCGUAGCGAAACUUCGGAAAUGGGCUACUCCUGGGUCGGUUUUUGAGGCCCAGGUGAGCAUCGUGGACGGCCUCAUGAGCCGUUGA
Messenger RNA from Diaporthe batatas, 786 nucleotides. RefSeq lists its product as uncharacterized. Lineage: Eukaryota; Fungi; Ascomycota; Sordariomycetes; Diaporthales; Diaporthaceae. The transcript has 4 exons. The coding region runs from base 1 to 786 and encodes 261 amino acids. The record is from RefSeq and is a predicted model, not a curated record.